AUGCCGGCAAACGUGAAGCACGCAACACAUCUACUCAAACCUCUUCGACUUUUGUUAUUGGGAGCUCCAGGGUCUGGUAAGGGGACACAGACUUCAAGAUUACUAAAGCAGAUCCCACAAUUAACCUCAAUUUCAUCAGGCGAUAUUUUACGACAGGAAAUAAAAUCCGAAUCCACUCUGGGCCGAGAGGCUGCUACUUAUAUUGCUCAAGGGAAGUUAUUACCGGAUGAUCUCAUAACGCGUCUAAUAACAUUCCGUCUUUCGGCAUUGGGUUGGUUGAAACCAUCUGCUACAUGGUUACUUGACGGAUUUCCUCGAACUACUGCACAAGCUUCUGCCUUGGAUGAGCUUCUGAAACAGCAUGACGCCAGCUUGAAUUUAGUGGUAGAGCUAGAUGUGCCCGAAUGCACAAUAUUGGAAAGAAUCGAGAACAGAUUUGUUCAUGUUUCUAGUGGAAGAGUGUAUAACUUACAAUAUAAUCCCCCCAAAAUACCAGGAUUAGAUGAUAUCACAGGAGAGCCAUUGACUAAGAGACUUGAUGACACAGCGGAAGUAUUCAAAAAAAGACUAGAAGAGUACAAUAAAACAAAUGAGCCCUUAAAAGAGUAUUACAAAAACAGUGGGAUUUUUAGUACCGUCUCAGGCGAAACCUCGGAUAUUAUCUUUCCAAAAUUAUUGGACCUUAUAACCAGCAAAUUUGGCCAAUAA
Saccharomyces paradoxus is the source of this 708-nucleotide messenger RNA. It is a transcript of the gene ADK2, whose product is annotated as adenylate kinase ADK2. The transcript has a single exon. Gene Ontology annotation, molecular function: AMP kinase activity; ATP binding. Gene Ontology annotation, cellular component: mitochondrion; cytoplasm. Bases 1 to 708 code for a protein of 235 amino acids. Lineage: Eukaryota; Fungi; Ascomycota; Saccharomycetes; Saccharomycetales; Saccharomycetaceae. Gene Ontology annotation, biological process: nucleobase-containing compound metabolic process. The record is from RefSeq and is a predicted model, not a curated record.